Jaculus jaculus (lesser Egyptian jerboa) is the source of this 2730-nucleotide messenger RNA. RefSeq names its product bombesin receptor subtype 3 (gene Brs3). The record is from RefSeq and is a predicted model, not a curated record. Gene Ontology annotation, molecular function: bombesin receptor activity. Bases 199 to 1398 code for a protein of 399 amino acids. Gene Ontology annotation, biological process: bombesin receptor signaling pathway. NCBI's taxonomy places the organism in Eukaryota, Metazoa, Chordata, Mammalia, Rodentia, Dipodidae. The transcript is spliced from 3 exons. Gene Ontology annotation, cellular component: membrane.
UAAGCGCAUAGCCAAGCAUGCUGGGAGACACAGAACAACUGUAGGGAAGUAGUAGCCGGAUGUCUUGGAUUUUCUUUCCAUUCUGUUCAGUUCUAUUCUCCUGACACCACCUCAUUACUAGACGUAGGCACUAGACGUGACAAUCAACUACAUUUAAACUGAGCAGAAGAGAGACUGAAGGCACAGCCUCCAGGAGAAAUGUCUCAAAGGCAGCAUCAGUCACCUAAUCAGACUUUAAUUUCAAUCACAAAUGACACAGAAUCAUCAAGCUCUAUUGUUUCCAAUGAUAGCACAAAUAAAGCACAGACCGGAGACAACUCCCCAGGAAUAGAAGCGCUGUGUGCCAUCUACAUCACUUAUGCUGUGAUCAUUUCGGUGGGCAUCCUUGGAAAUGCUAUUCUCAUCAAAGUCUUUUUCAAGACCAAAUCAAUGCAAACAGUUCCAAAUAUUUUCAUCACCAGCCUGGCUUUUGGAGAUCUGUUACUUCUGCUGACAUGUGUGCCGGUGGAUGCAACCCACUACCUUGCAGAAGGAUGGCUGUUCGGAAAGAUCGGUUGUAAGGUGCUCUCGUUCAUCCGGCUCACUUCUGUCGGUGUGUCAGUGUUCACGCUAACAAUUCUCAGUGCUGACAGAUACAGAGCAGUUGUGAAGCCACUUGAGCGGCAGCCCUCCAAUGCCAUCCUGAAGACUUGUAUGAAAGCUGGCUGCAUCUGGGUCAUGUCUAUGAUAUUUGCUCUGCCAGAGGCUAUAUUUUCAAAUGUAUACACUUUUCGAGAUCCUAAAAAAAAUGUUACAUUUGAAUCAUGUACCUCUUAUCCUGUCUCUGAGAAGAUCCUGCAAGAAGUCCAUUCUCUGUUGUGUUUCUUAGUGUUCUACAUUAUCCCCCUCUCCAUUAUCUCUGUCUAUUACUUUUUGAUUGCUAAGACUCUUUACAGAAGCACCCUGAACAUACCUACUGAGGAGCAAAGCCAUGCCCGAAAGCAGAUUGAUUCCAGGAAGAGAAUUGCCAAAACGGUAUUGGUGCUGGUGGCUCUGUUUGCUCUCUGCUGGUUACCGAAUCACCUCCUUUAUCUCUACCACUCAUUCAGUUAUCAAACCUAUGUAGAGCCCUCUGCCAUUCAUUUAAUUGUCACCAUUUUCUCUCGGGUGCUAGCUUUCAGUAAUUCUUGUGUAAACCCAUUUGCUCUCUACUGGCUGAGCAAAAACUUCCAGGAGCAUUUUAAAGCUCAGCUAUUCUGCUGCAAAGCUGACCUGUCUGAGCCUUCUCUUGCUGAUACCCCUCUUAACAACCUGGCUGUGAUGGGGAGGGUCCCAGGUGCUAGGAGCACACAUGAGUCUGAAAUCAGAGUGACUCUGCUUACUAGGUGUAAAGCGAAGAAGGAAGAGGACAGGGUCUAGUCCUUCUAUUCAAAAUGGUGUUUAGCCUCCCAUCAUGUGUACCAGGCUCUAAUUUGUCUAAGCGUACAGUGUCUGGAUUUUUGUGUUUGUGAAAUUUGUUGAAAUCGUUAAAGUGAAGGAUCCUUUUAAGUAAAGGACCAUGAUUUUAUUCAAGGUGCAAACAGUAAUGUCACUAAGUACAGAAAGAGUUUUAUGCCAGGCAUAUGCCAGUGAAAUGUAAGGGAGGCUGUAUAGGAAAGAAGGUGAAAUAAACAAAGAUGAAAGUUAAAAUUCAGUUUGUCCCUAUCACAUCUCUGAUGCUUCUCAUUUCUUACAUACUCACGUGGUGGUUCAAAAGUCGUGUUUGUGUUUAUUCUGUGGUAUAAAUCUGGGGAUUCUACUUUGUAAAGGAAAGUGGAGAUCAAAAAGAGAUUAAACAUCUCUUAUGGUGUUUUCAUUUAAAAAAAAUACACCACAAAGUGACUCUCCCUUUUCCAUUAAUCUCCAUUCCAUUAUAGCAAAUUUUACAAUUGAAAUGAAAGUGCUCAGAAGUCAGCAGUUAUAAAACACUGAAUCUGAUCAGGGUGCUUGCCUUAGUGGGUCAGGAGACUGCAUGUAGUUCUACUUACCACUGCCAUUGACCAGUAACUGGGCAAAGCUAUCCUUCACAAAUAUUGUGGACAACUGGCCUUUAUUCAAAUGGCAGAAUAAAUGGCCAUGUAAGUGAUGUCAUUUAGGGUCCUUGAGAAAGAUUCAUGUUCAAAAGUCUCCAACCUACCAGUGUCUGAAAUUCUCCCUCUAAGGAAAUUUGUCUCUUUUGGGUGAGCAGUGCCCUCUUUCUAAAAACCUGCAGAAGUGCCACAGGAAUCCCUAACACCUGCAUAAGACCAUUUCUCCUGCUUGACUUUACUACUUGAUGGGUGCCUAAGUAUUAAUCUCUGUUUGUGGAAAUCAGUCAGAAGUCACUGAUUUCCUCUCUUCUGCUCCUACUUGCUAGCACAAAAAAGCUUGUUAGUAACUGUCAUUUAAAAACGUGUUGUCAAUAGAUUUAUCAAAUUUAGAUUUGUGGUUUCAGAAAAUGUAUUCUUGAAGCAAAUUAAAGCUUAUCUUUGGCACUCUAGCUAAAUUUGUAUUUUUAAAAGACUUCCUUUCUGAGAGUGCUUUUGGUAAUUUUGAGCUUCAUUGAAUGGCUUGUGUAGUUGUGAACUUUUGCUAAUUGUGUGGCUCAAAAAGCUUUAAAUUUCUGUAAAAUUGGUUUAUUUAAGUUGGGGUGCUGAUACUGUGUUAAUAUUUUACAGUGGGCAUUGUACAAAGAAGUGGGGGAAAGCAAAUAAAUAUGAAAUAAAGUUUGAA